Spodoptera frugiperda (fall armyworm) is the source of this 1774-nucleotide messenger RNA. RefSeq names its product putative inorganic phosphate cotransporter. NCBI's taxonomy places the organism in Eukaryota, Metazoa, Arthropoda, Insecta, Lepidoptera, Noctuidae. The transcript has 12 exons. The record is from RefSeq and is a predicted model, not a curated record. Gene Ontology annotation, cellular component: plasma membrane. The coding region runs from base 181 to 1701 and encodes 506 amino acids. Gene Ontology annotation, biological process: monoatomic anion transport; transmembrane transport. Gene Ontology annotation, molecular function: transmembrane transporter activity.
AAUGGCAAUCUUACACAAACGACUAUCCUGAACCCCACAACCAGUUCUGUGAGAUAUCGAUACUACAAAUGAAUAUGAGCCUCUAGAAUGGGUUGAAACUAGUCGAGCUCCUCAUCAAACAGUACCAGUCUAUGUUAUAGAGCGUUGUUGUAAUUUGAUUUUAAUUUGUGGCCGUACAAAAUGGACGUCGAGUUUUUUAGAUACCAAUUCGAAGAUGGUUACUAUGGAGUCAUUACGAAAACUGGCUUCAAGAUCGGAGUCCGGCACAUACAGAUGAUGUACAUGCUGGCGAGCGCCAUCAGCAUGGGGUUCAUUAGGGGGUCCAUGGGGGUCGCUGUGCUGGCAAUCAUAGACCCCACGAGAAGAGAUGAUACUUACAUAAAGAUCCACAACUGGGACGGGAAAAUUCAAGGUUCAGUUCUAUCAUCCUUCUUCUUUGGAUACGCGUUGAUGGUGCUGCCAUCUGAACUGUUCCUGAGGAGAUUUGGUGGGAAACUGCAGACCACUGUCAUCCUUUUGAUCAACGGUGCACUGUGUGUCGCGAUGCCUACUAUUAUUAACAAGGGUGGUUGGGUAGCCGCGUGCAACGCCAUGCUGUUCAUGGGGAUGGCCCACGCCUGCUUCCACACAGUCAACCGCUCUCUGUUCGAGCAGUGGAUGCCGCCCAAUGAGAGGAAAAUCUUCAGUUGUUUAAUAUAUGGAGGUGUCCAGAUAGGAAUAAUCACAGCUUUCCCAGUAUCUGGCCUGCUGUCAUCAGCACCGCUCGGUUGGGAGCUGGUGUACUACUCCCUGGCGAUGCUGGCUCUAUCCAUGGCCAUCAUAUCUGGUACCCUGACGGCCAGCUCGCCUGGAGACCACCAGGCUGUUGGAGACGCUGAGAAGGAGUUCAUCAAGAGUACUCUGAUUAAUUAUAAGAAGAAAGAAGUAAACCGUCCAUGGAGAGAGAUUCUGAAAUCAAUGAGAUUCUGGGCGGUGGCCGGCGCACACGCAUCUAGUAACGCAAUCUUUGUGUUCUUAAUCGUGCAUACACCUUCUUAUUUGAUGACAUAUGGAUUAUCUUUGGAAAACAGUGCAUGGUACUCGAUGUUCCCGUUCAUCGCGAUGGCUGUCACGUACACAGUGAUGAGUCCGUUCAUCGACUGGGUCUACACGAUCCGGUACAUCCACUACAUCUUCAGUGCCGGCUUCUACAGGAAACUUAUCAAUGGUUUAGGUGCGUUUGGUAUCGUGAUGGGAUUGACAGUGCUGCCGAACUUCCCGCGCGAGUGGUCCUGCGCGGCGCUGCUCGUGGUUACAGCAAUAUUGGCGUUGCUCGGCUUCCAGUUCUGUGGCUUUUUGAGUACUUACAAGGACAUGUCGGAGAACUACUGCGGCACGCUGAUGACCAUCUCCUGCACUGUCAGCAGCGCGGUGGGGGCGGCCGUGCCCUUCGUGGCUGGACUCAUACUUGGGGAUGAUAUGUCGCGCGUGGAAGGCUGGCGAGUGAUAAUGCUGAGCCUGGCGAGCCUGCACAUGCUGAGCGCCGUUGUUUACACGACGUGCGCGAGCCACGAGCGACAGCCCUGGGACCACAUCAAUCACCACGAUAAGCACCGGCUGGGACACUACAAUGGAGUUAUUGACCACCACCAAGUUCCGAUGGAGGAGUACGGCCACGUGAACCUUGGACUGCAGAGACACGAGCUCGACACCGCCUUGUGACAGUUUACUGACGUCAAGUGGACUGUUGUGAUACUCACUCAUUUUAUACCUGACUAUUAUACUAUGAACAUAU